UAAACAGAGCAAACACACCGAGCUGCUCCUCUUCCUCUUCCUCCUCCUCCUCCUCACAGCUGAAGAUGGCGGACCCGGCCGAGUGCACCAUCAAAGUCAUGUGCCGUUUUCGGCCUUUAAACAGUUCGGAGGUGAUGAGGGGAGACAAAUACAUCCCCAAAUUUCAAGGAGAAGAUAGUGUGGUCGUUGGGGGAAGGCCGUAUGUGUUUGAUCGAGUGUUUCAGUCUAACACUUCUCAGGAGCAGGUUUACAAUGAUUGUGCUCAGAAGAUAGUUAAAGAUGUGCUUGAGGGUUAUAACGGUACAAUAUUUGCUUAUGGACAAACCUCUUCUGGAAAAACACACACCAUGGAGGGGAACCUGCACGAUCCAGACGGCAUGGGCAUUAUUCCGCGGAUCGUCCAGGAUAUAUUCAACUACAUUUACUCCAUGGAUGAAAACCUGGAAUUCCAUAUCAAGGUCUCCUAUUUUGAGAUUUACCUGGACAAGAUCAGGGAUUUGCUGGAUGUAUCUAAGACCAACCUGUCUGUACAUGAAGACAAGAACAGAGUUCCUUAUGUAAAGGGUUGUACUGAACGGUUUGUGUGUAGUCCGGACGAAGUGAUGGACACCAUUGAUGAAGGCAAAUCCAACAGACAUGUGGCUGUCACAAACAUGAACGAGCACAGCUCCAGGAGUCACAGUAUCUUCCUGAUAAACGUCAAGCAAGAGAACACGCAGACGGAGCAGAAACUGAGCGGGAAACUCUUCCUGGUGGAUUUAGCAGGAAGCGAGAAGGUCAGUAAAACCGGAGCAGAGGGUGCUGUGUUGGAUGAAGCCAAAAACAUUAACAAAUCUCUUUCCGCUCUGGGAAACGUCAUCUCUGCUCUGGCUGAAGGAUCGACGUACGUUCCCUACAGAGACAGUAAGAUGACGAGGAUCUUGCAGGAUUCUCUGGGUGGAAACUGCAGGACAACUAUAGUGAUCUGCUGCUCUCCAUCCUCCUUCAACGAGGCCGAGACCAAAACUACGCUCAUGUUCGGACAGAGAGCAAAGACCAUCAAGAACACAGUGUGUGUGAAUGUGGAGCUGACAGCUGAGCAGUGGAAGAAGAAAUAUGAGAAGGAGAAAGAGAAGAACAAGACGCUUAAGAACACCAUCACCUGGCUGGAGAACGAGCUCAACCGCUGGAGGAACGGUGAGAGCGUACCCAUUGAGGAGCAGUACGAUAAGGAGAAGGCAAAUGCAGAUGUGCUGGCCCUGGAUAAUGUGAUCAAUAAUGAAAAAAUCACCUCGUCUCCCAGUGUGCCCGGCCUUAAAUUGACUGAUGCUGAGCGUGAGAAGUGUGAGGCUGAACUGGCCAAACUCUACAAACAGCUGGAUGACAAGGAUGACGAGAUAAAUCAGCAGUCUCAGCUGGCUGAGAAACUCAAGCAGCAGAUGUUGGAUCAGGAAGAGCUGCUGGUCUCAACGCGAAGGGACCAUGACAACCUGCAGGCGGAGCUCACCCGUCUUCAGAUGGAGAACGAGGCGUCUAAAGAGGAGGUGAAGGAGGUGCUGCAGGCCUUGGAGGAGCUCGCAGUCAACUAUGAUCAGAAGAGUCAGGAGGUGGAGGACAAGACCAAGGAGUUUGAAACCCUGAAUGAAGAGCUCAACCAGAAAUCUAGCGUUCUUGCAUCUAUCGACUCUGAGCUGCAGAAACUGAAGGAAAUGACCAAUCAUCAGAAGAAGAGAGUCACCGAGAUGAUGUCAUCACUGCUUAAAGACCUGGCAGAGAUCGGCAUCGCCAUAGGGAGCAAUGACAUUAAGCAUGAAGGCGGAGGUCUCAUUGAUGAAGAGUUCACCGUGGCUCGUCUGUACAUCAGUAAGAUGAAGUCGGAGGUGAAGACUCUGGUGAAGCGCAGCAAACAGCUGGAAAGCGCUCAGGGCGAGAGCAACAAGAAGAUGGAUGAGAACGAGAAGGAGCUCGCGGCCUGCCAGCUCCGUAUCUCUCAGUAUGAGGCAAAGAUCAAGUCCCUGACGGAGUAUCUGCAGAACAUCGAACAGAAGAAGAGACAGCUAGAGGAGAACGUCGACUCUCUCAAUGAGGAACUGGUCAAAAUCAGUGCACAGGAAAAAGUUCAUGCCAUGGAGAAGGAGAAUGAGAUACAGAGUGCUAAUGAAGUCAAGGUUGCAGUUGAGCAGCAGAUCCAGAACCACAGAGAAGCUCAUCAGAAACAGCUGAGCAGCCUGAGAGAUGAGCUGGAGACCAAGGAGAAACUCAUCACUGAACUGCAGGAUCAGAACCAGAAGAUCAUGUUGGAGCAGGAGCGCUUGAAGGUGGAGCACGAGAAACUCAAAAACACCGACCAGGAGAAAAGCCGCAAACUGCACGAGCUGACGGUGAUGCAGGACAGAAGGGAACAGGCCAGACAGGAUCUCAAAGGCCUGGAGGAGACAGUGGCCAAAGAGCUGCAGACUCUUCAUAACCUGAGGAAACUCUUUGUUCAGGAUCUGGCCACACGGGUGAAGAAGAGCGCUGAGAUGGACUCCGAUGACACUGGCGGCAGUGCGGCACAAAAACAGAAGAUCUCAUUCCUGGAGAACAACCUUGAGCAGCUCACUAAAGUGCACAAGCAGCUGGUGCGUGAUAACGCUGACCUGCGCUGUGAGCUGCCCAAACUGGAGAAGCGCCUGCGGGCCACGGCGGAGCGUGUGAAGGCUCUGGAGUCUGCGCUCAAAGAGGCCAAAGAGAACGCAGCCCGUGACCGCAAACGCUACCAACAGGAGGUGGACCGCAUCAAAGAGGCCGUCAGAGCCAAGAACAUGGCCCGCAGAGGACACUCCGCACAGAUCGCCAAGCCAAUCAGACCAGGUCAGCCCCCUGUCGCCUCUCCCACUCACCCCAAUGUCAACCGCUCAGGGGCGGGGCUCUUCCCGAACAACCAAUCAGUGGGUAUCCGGGGUGGAGGUGGAGUCAAACAGUAAAAUAACUGUUGAAUGCUGAAUUUAACUCCAGUAGCCCCAGCUGAAGCUGAUAUCACCCCAAAAAGCUGAACAGGCAUUCCACAGCACGGGAGGGUUCAAUACUAUUCAUAUGAAAGUGAAUAUAAGUAUAUAUAUAUAUGUGUAUGAAACAUGAAAUACUAUCCCCGUCUGGGCUGUACAGUUGUUCCCCCGUUCUUAUCUCUCAUAUCUUCCCUUUAAAAAUAUAAAGAUAAUGGAAAAAAAAAGACAGGCUUUUUGCACCAGUGGAAACGUGUGUAACUAGCGUGUAUCUCUUCACUCUUGCACAGUAGGUUUCUGCUCACAUCCUGCUCUCCACGUCCCUCACUGUGCCAAGUUGAAUGUAUUAGGCAGAAAUGAAUGAAAAAUUAAAAGAAAAAAAAAAUCUAGCUGCAUUAAUUUAGCCUUAUUUAUCUACGCUCACAUUUUGGGUUUGUUUAGAGAGUUAGCUUGUUCUCUCUUGCUUUGAACAUUUCAACUAAAGUAAAACACUACACAUGAACUGUAUAUAUGAACCACUGAGCUAGUUUUUGUAAUGAUGGACAUGUUCAGAAGAAAGAUUUAAAUUAUGAUGAAAGUAGAUGAAAGGCGUCUGAAAGUAAACAAACAAGAUGCAGUUCCAUGAAAAUGAGAACAUAAAGGCUGCUUAAUGUAGAUUGACCUGAGCUGCAGAUAUAUUUGAAGCACUGUACGAAGUACGAACACAUAAUGAGUAAUCACUGUUACAGCGUAAAGACCUGUGUGUACAUGUAUGCCACAUCCUGAGCUCUUAGAGGAGUUCAGUCACAUGCUCAUUUUGACAUUUCAAUAUUUAACUUCAGUUCUCACAGUCUAGGCAGGUAGAGUUUCUGCUCCGUAGCUCAGUCACUACAAAUCAUUAAUAAUCAUGUGUGUGGAUUUCUCUUCUUAGUUUUAUCUACCAUACCAUUUUAUCUUCUUCUAUUGUUUUUUGGUAGGCAGUUUAUUAGACCCAACAAUGAAAAAUGCAUUCACUCUCAUUUUGUUCCAAACGUGUUUGAUUCUUUCAUGAAACACUAAAGGAUAUCAAAAUGUUCAUGCUGCUUUUUGAAAUGAAAAUGGAUGAGGAUGGACAAUUUCAAGCUCCAGAGAGGACAAGAAGUCCAUUAUGACUUGUGCCACUUCUGAAGUCAAACAACCGCAAAUUGAAGUCAUUAUUCACUUCAAAUCUUGCCCUCCUUGAUCAUUCGAUUGAGACAUAAUAGCAUAUUUGGUGUCAUUGAAUCACAAUAUUUUAGUUAAAACGUAAAUGCAAAUGAGAUGUCAAGAUUUUCACUGGUUGUCAUACUUUAAGCUGCUUUUUAUGUUUCCGGUGCUCCUUUUUUAAUCCUUGUUUUCGUUUUAUGGAAAGAGAACGUCUUUAUUGACAGAUAAAUGAAAUGGAUAAAGGUUUGGGAUGACAUGAGAGUGAGUAAAUGAUGACAGAAGUUUCAUUUUUGGGUGAACCAAGCCGUGUUAAGGGAUUCUUGAAUGUGGAAAUGAUCACAUCCCACCCUCUCCUUCAUAGACGCCCUGUUAAAGCAAUACAGUUUUGUAGUUUGUUUUACAUUAUUAAAUAGAGUUUGUAUAGUGUCGUUUUUUGUUUUUUUUUUUGGAGUGAGGUUUGUGCAGUGGUCAAACAGCCACUGAAGUUACAAUAUACCUAUACUCUUUUUAGAGUCUUUUCCUUUUAUUUGAUUUGAGUUGUUUUAGUUGGUAUGGUUUAGUCCAUUAUAGGGUCCAUAUUUUGAUAGUCUGCAUUUUGGAAAUGGCAAUUGGUUUGAGCAUUGCAAGCAACCCAGGGAAACCCACACAACAAAAGUUCUGGCUCACACAACCAAAAUAUGACUGUGGAUUUUCUGUUGGGGUUGAUUUUGCGUUUGCUUAUUUAGACCUGCUGAAUGGCUCUCUACAGUUCAUACUGUUUCAGUGCUUUUCAUUCAGCACAACGUUACUGCCUUUCAUUGUCUAGUGUUAAUGGGUGGGGCCUAUUUAGUGGUGGGUGGGGUUUAUUUAAUCAAUUUAGGUCAUGUUCUCAUUUUGUUGGUAGAUAAUACUGUUUUAUUUAUUUGUUUUAUUAUAGACUAGUGAUUUUGCUGUUCAUUUUCUUUUGUUGUUUUUUUUUUUAAGUAUACAAAUGUCUUUUUUUUUUUCUUAUGAUAAGUAUAUAUAGAUUCCAGUGUACUUGGUUUCCAUUGUCCUUUGUCAGAUCCUACUAGUGUCUUGUGUUAAUGACUGUAGUACUGUAGUAGCAGGGGGAUAUAGAUGGCGUUUUAAGACCCUUUGUGUGCAAUAUGAAUCUGGUGUAGUGCAAGGUUUGCAGUACUGAAGAAAAGCAACGGAGAGGAAAUCACUCAACUGUCCUCCAGUUUUAUUUUAUUGUUAAUGCUCAUUUGUCUAACGGUUGUCAUGUUUGCCAAAUUGCAUCUUUUAAAAGCACUUUAAAAUGUUACCAUCUCAAUUGAAAAACGCACUUAUUGAAAACUGAAAAUUUGCAUCUCAAACAUCAAAUUCCUCACUGAGUUUUAUAAUUUUUGUUAAGGAGGUUGCAUUUUGUAGACUGUCAAUGUUGUUGUUUUGUAUUUUGUUUUGCCUUGAAUCUGCAUUUUUAACCGUUGCUGGGGAAAACACUCCGUUUAAAAGUCUCUAAUGGAAAGAUGUAAUGAUGAUCAGAUGUGUGUACAGCUGGUUCUACAGAUUGUGUCGAUUGAAUUGCUGUGUAUAUGUCGUUCAGUUGCUUACUGUAGACAAGUUUUCACCCCUUGACAUAAAACACAAAUAAAGUAUAGGGUAAAACACA
Molecule: messenger RNA, 5760 nt
Organism: Carassius gibelio (silver crucian carp)
Lineage: Eukaryota; Metazoa; Chordata; Actinopteri; Cypriniformes; Cyprinidae
Product: kinesin-1 heavy chain
Exons: 26
Coding region: 66-2945 (959 amino acids)
Biological process (GO): microtubule-based movement
Molecular function (GO): ATP binding; microtubule binding; microtubule motor activity
Source: RefSeq, a predicted model, not a curated record